Malassezia restricta is the source of this 1866-nucleotide messenger RNA. RefSeq names its product triose/dihydroxyacetone kinase/FAD-AMP lyase (cyclizing). NCBI's taxonomy places the organism in Eukaryota, Fungi, Basidiomycota, Malasseziomycetes, Malasseziales, Malasseziaceae. The record is from RefSeq and is a predicted model, not a curated record. Gene Ontology annotation, molecular function: glycerone kinase activity; ATP binding. Gene Ontology annotation, cellular component: cytosol. The coding region runs from base 1 to 1866 and encodes 621 amino acids. The transcript has a single exon. Gene Ontology annotation, biological process: glycerol catabolic process.
AUGUCUACCAAGCACGUUUUUGACGAUGCCACCGGUCUCGUUGAGAAGGCAUGCCUCGGCGUGGCCUCUACGAACCCCGAUCUCCGUUUCUUUGCCCAUCACAAGGUUCUCUACAAUGCUGCGCACCCUCGCGACAAGGUAGCCAUUUUGGCAGGUGGCGGUGCCGGUCAUGAGCCCGCUUUCUCCGGCCUCGUUGGCAGCGGUCUUGUCACUGUGGCUGUGAGUGGUGAUGUGUUUGCUUCGCCCAGCUCGAAGCAGAUCUGCAGUGGUGUAGACCUUGCUCCCACAGACAAGGGUAUUGUGACAAUCGUACUCAACUACACUGGUGACUGCCUCAACUUUGGUUUGGCCUCGGAGAAGGCUCGUUCGGCUUUCCACAGUGAAGGUAAGGGCCGUGACAUUGAGAUGGUCAAUGUCGGUGAUGAUGUGUCUGUGGGUCGUAGUAAGGGUGGCCUUGUCGGUCGCCGCGGACUGACCGGCGCUGCGUUCACUGCCAAGGUUCUCGGUGCCGCUUCGGAGAAAGGUGAUGAUGUGCAGAAGAUUGCACACCUUGGCCGCACCAUGGUUAAGAACUUUGUGACAGUGGGUUCCUCGCUUGACCACUGCCAUGUGCCAGGCCGCUCGACUGACCCUAAAGAGCGUGGCGCUUUGAGUCAGUCGGCUGUGGAAAUCGGUAUGGGUAUCCACAACGAGCCCGGUGCUAAGCACAUUGAAAACAAGCCAUCCGGUGAGGAUCUUAUUAAGGAAAUGCUCGAGCUUCUCUUGCGUGAGGAUGACCCAGAGCGCUCUUUCGUCAAGUUUAACAAGGAUGAUGACCCAGUUCUUAUCAUCAACAACCUUGGUGGCAUGAGCUCCAUUGAGCUUGGCGCCAUUGCUGCUGAGGCUCGUACGCAGAUCGAGCGUGACUGGAACCUGCGUCUGUCCCGUGUCUACUGCGGUACCUAUGUUACGUCUCUGAACGCUCCUGGUUUCAACAUUUCGCUGUUGAACCACAAGCGCGUGUCGGAAGAGUAUGGCAGUGAUGUGCUUGAGCUGAUCGACGCUCCCACAGGUGCCACGGGCUGGGCUGGUGCUCAGACGGGCUGGACGAGCAAGAAUCCUCUUCCUACCCUCAAGCAGAUGGAGGAUGAACCCGCGAAGCUCCUCGAGGAGAAAGCUAACAGUGGACACGCUGUGAGCGGCAAGCCGACGGAAAAUCAGGCUGCCAAGUCGGGCCCGACAAACAGCGAUGGCGAGCUUACCAAGAAAAUCAUCGAGAGUCUCUGCAAGGCCAUCAUUGAUGUGGAGCCGACGCUGACCAAGUAUGACACUGUGGUUGGCGAUGGCGAUGCCGGUGAGACUUUGCGCCACUGUGCCGAAGCUGUGCUCCAGUAUCUGAAAGAAAAUAAGAUCCCUCUGGACCGUGCCACUUCGACUGUCUUGGGUAUCACCGAAGCGCAAGAGUCGAGUAUGGGUGGCACUUCGGGUGCCUUGUACGCCAUUUAUCUGACGGGUCUUGUGCAGGGUCUCCUUAAGAGCACUCAGAACAACGGCGAGGCGGCUACUGUGAAACACUGGGCUUCCGCUGCUAACCACGCCUUCCAGAGCCUAGGCAAGUACACGCCAGCUCGCCCUGGUGACCGUACGCUGGUCGAUGCCCUUGAACCAUUCUGCCGCACGCUCGCGAGUGAAGCCGAGAGUGGCAAGAGUGCCAAGGAGGCACUUAAGGCUGCUGUCGAUGCUUCGAAGGAGGGCGCCGAAAAGACGCGUGAUAUGACUGCCCGCCUUGGCCGCGCCACUUACAUCGGUGAGACGUCCGAGAAGGUGCCGGACCCUGGUGCAUGGGGUAUUUGGGCCCUUGUUGAGGGUAUCUACAAGGUUCUGUAG